Molecule: messenger RNA, 2608 nt
Organism: Callorhinchus milii (elephant shark)
Lineage: Eukaryota; Metazoa; Chordata; Chondrichthyes; Chimaeriformes; Callorhinchidae
Gene: pdlim3a
Product: PDZ and LIM domain 3a
Exons: 8
Coding region: 125-1339 (404 amino acids)
Biological process (GO): muscle structure development; actin cytoskeleton organization; heart development
Cellular component (GO): filamentous actin; stress fiber; Z disc
Molecular function (GO): actin binding; muscle alpha-actinin binding
Source: RefSeq, a predicted model, not a curated record
CAGCAGCACCACCAGCAGCAGCACCACCAGCAGCUGCUGUCUGGGUGAGGUUUCUCUAAUACCAACUUCAACUUGGACUUCACAACAGCAUCGCUGGUGUCUGUGACAAACAAACUCCGAAAAGAUGCCGCAAAACGUGGUGCUGACAGGGUCUGCCCCGUGGGGCUUCAGACUGACUGGGGGGACAGAUUUUAACCAACCUUUGACCAUCUCAAGGAUAACACCUGGAAGCAAGGCAUCACUUGCAAAUCUUUCUCCUGGUGACGUUAUCUUGGCCAUUGACGGAGAGAAUACUGAGGUUAUGACACAUGUUGAUGCCCAGAAUAGAAUCAAAGCCUCCUCCAGUCAGUUAAGCCUUAAGAUUGACAGGCCUGAAACCAAGCUUUGGUCUCCUCAAGUCACUGAAGAUGGCAAGGCACAUCCAUUCAAGAUUAAUUUGGAGGCGGAACCACAGGAAUUCAAACCGCUUGGAAACUCCCAUAACAGAAAAGCCCAGCCGUUUUUUACUGCACAAAACAUUGAUGACAAAAGGCAGAUUGUGAGUUCCAGCUACAAUUCACCAAUUGGUCUCUAUUCUGCUGGCAAUAUACAAGAUGCCCUUCAUGGACAGAUGCGUGGCCUUAUCAUUGAUCCAAAGGAAAAUUCACCGUCACUUGUAGGUGGGAGAAGUGGGUGCAAUUCUCCCUCUGUGACUGGUAGCGUUGACCUCAGUGAAUUGAAAGCUGCAACAAAAUUUACCCUCAAUAGACCAAUCGAAAUGGAACUCCCAGGCAUCAAGAUUACACAUGCUCAGUUUAAUUCUCCCAUGCAGCUGUAUUCUGAGGACAACAUUGCUGAAGUGUUGGAAGAAAAGGUUACCAUGGCUGUUGGUGCACCUUUGCAAAUAAGCAUUGAGCCAGAACCACCAGCUCAGAACUCCGAUGUGUACAAGAUGCUACAUGAAAAUGAGGAGUCCAGUCAUGAGCCAAGACAAUCUGGGUCAUUCCGAGCAAUCCAGGAUCUCCUGCAGACAGAUGAAAGUGAUGAUCAAGGUCAACGCCCUACAGGCACUAGAAGCGUGAAGGCUCCUGUGGCAAAAGUCGGUGGUUCCCCAGCAAGUGUUCAAAAGCUGCCGCUGUGUGAUAAGUGUGGUAAUGGAAUAGUGGGAACAGUUGUCAAGGCCCGUGACAAGUAUCGUCACCCCGAAUGCUUUGUCUGCUCUGACUGUGAUAUGAACCUGAAGCAGAAGGGUUACUUUUUCGUAGAAGGGCAGCUGUAUUGUGAAAUCCACGCAAGAGCACGAACGAAACCACCAGAGGGAUACAAAGCUAUGCCGGUUUAUCCCAACAUGAAGGCUUAAAUUUUCCAGAAAGAUUGAAAAGAACGUAACUGAUGGGAUGCAGAUACACAUAAAUUUAUUUCACCAUAAAGAUCCUAUCUUGCCAUUAUCUUUCUGAAUCUUACACAAAUGCAGUAAACCCUUAAGUAUAAUUAUGCUCCCUCCCCAAGAUGCAUUCACAAAAUGCGGCUUGCUGAAUUAGCUAUGGCAGAUAGAUUUGCACGUUGCAAACUUGCUAACUAUCAAAAGUAUUGUACAGCUGACAAUUUGAUACAGCAAAUUAAACAAGAACGUGCAGUAGCCUCAUUACAGCACCAAUGGGGCUAAUUUACUGCCAAACCUUUGCAAAAAAUUACACAGCAAAUGCACAUGACAGGAACUGAGCACAUAUACUGAUUUCUUCUUAACAGGUAGAGGUUAUAAUUUAAAUGUACACAUUGGUAUUAAGUAAUUGUACAAAUACACACACACACAUCACAUAUUAAUGGCAUUGUAGCCAUUAGAAGUUACCAUCUGGUUACUUUGCUAUUUUGUUACUUUACGUUUCACUGGAUGAAUUUUAAAAUAGUCGCUAAAUAUAAUUAUACAAGCGCUGAAAAUUACAAUUCAAAUCCAACAAAUCUUGGAAUUUAAAACUCAUUUCAUUUAAAUCCUCUUAUAAAUGAAACUCUUUGGCAGCAACAAAACAGGAGAACUGGAGCUCCGAGGUUCAAGUGGUGAUGUUACAUAGAGCUCAGCGAGGUAACCAGAUGGUCUCACAGACUCUACCACUCAGCAAGCAGCUAAACUUGUCUGAUGCAAGAUAACACACAAAAUCACCCUAGUAAAAUGGCCUAUCUUUAUUCCAAUCCUUGUGGGCUUGCUACUGAAAUUAAAAAUGACCACACACUGUUGCUAUUUCUGACACUUCCAUUUGAUUUAAUUAUUCACUGUUUCAGCAUUUUAACACCACUAACUGUCACCAUUUGAUUGCAGUAUAGAAGUAUAUUCACUGUAGAGUUGGAGUUGAUAUGGAUGCAGCUAAAUACAGACACCGACUGUUGCCAUAUUUGUUUGACACUCCUGAAGUUUUGCUCUGUUUCUUACCAGGAUGUGCUUGAACAGUCUUAUAAAGGGUGACUAUCUUAUUGGGUAUCAUUGACGAUAAUGUGCAGUUGCUUUGGCAUCAUUGAAAUAAAAACAUUUGAUUCGAAUUAUAUGCCUUUCUUUUUAAAGAAUAUGCAAAAAAGUGGUGUAUUUUAAAUAUUUACACAUCUAUUAUGCCGCUAAAAUAAAUGGUGCAAUGUUUGA